GCUUGUGUGUGCUGCAGCCACUUAUCCGCUGUCGCACAGUGGAGUGAAAAUGUGUGACAGUAAAGUUUGUCUCUGUUAAUUGCGUGCGUUCAGCUGCUGCCCAUGCCUUUUGAACACAUGCCGGAUACCGUCGUGAUUAGAAGGCAGUCGUGUCACCGGGAGCAAAGGAGGCAGAGACUGUGUCCCACGACAAUGACUGACUUGCCUUCAUCUCAUUGGCAAUGAUAGGCUUGUCAAGUUAUGCAGGGGUUAUGGAAAGUCCAAUGAAUUCUGCUGUAGAACAGCAGCCCGUUUCUCCCCUCGACAACACCUGGAAACAGGAAACAAUUAACAAUCAGAAGCCAAGAAGUGUUGGCGGAUUUGUUUUAGUGCAUGCAGGAGCUGGAUACCAUUCUGAAUCUAAGGCCAAGGAGUACAAACACGUGUGUAAAAGGGCAUGUCAGCGAGCUGUGGAUCAGCUCAAAGCUGGGGCGCUGGCAGUGGAAGCAGUGGCUGCAGCACUGGUUGAACUUGAGGACUCUCCCUUUACGAACGCUGGCACUGGCUCCAACCUUAAUCUGUCCGGAGAAAUUGAAUGUGACGCCAGCAUCAUGGAUGGAAAGUCGCUGCAUUUUGGCGCUGUAGGAGCCAUAGGUGGCAUUAGGAACCCAGUCUUAGUCGCGAACCGUCUGCUGAGUGAAGCACAGAAAGGGAAGCUUUCAGCUGGCAGAAUACCCCCCUGCUUUUUGGUGGGGCGAGGAGCACAUGAUUGGGCAGUCAGCCAUGGUAUACCACCAUGCCCUUCAGAUAAAAUGGCUACCAAGUUCAGUUUAUCUGCAUACAAGAGGAACAAGCGAAAGAUGGAACUGGCAGAGAAAAUGGACACAGGACAUAAUCAGACAAAGAAAAGACGACAAUCAAGUGAAAAUGAAAAUGGCUCUGGGUGCCUUGACACAGUUGGAGCUGUCGUGGUGGAUCUGGAAGGGAAUGUAGCCGCUGCAGUGUCCAGCGGAGGCCUGGCGAUGAAACAUCCCGGCAGGGUGGGACAGGCUGCUCAUUACGGAUGCGGCUGCUGGGCUGAAAAUGCCUGUAAUAUGAACCCUUACUCGACAGCAGUGAGUACCUCAGGCUGUGGAGAGCAUCUGAUUCGCACUAUGCUGGCACGGGAAUGCUCUGCUGCCAUGCAGUCUGAAGAUGCUCACCAAGCGCUGCUGGAGGCUAUGCAAAACAAGUUCAUCAGCUCCCCCUUUCUGGCCAGUGAAGAUCGCGUUUUGGGUGGAGUAAUCGUCUUGCGGUGCUGCACAUGUGUAGAUGCUCAGCCAUCUCAAAGCAUUCAGGGUAUUCUGGUGGAGUUCUUAUGGAGUCACACCACAGAGAGCAUGUGUGUUGGAUACAUGUCGGCCCAAGAUAGUAAAGCUAAGACACACAUAUCCAGAUUACCAGCGGGGACUGUUCCUGGACAGUCUCUGGCCAUCGAGGGAGGGGUGUGUCGGCUGAUGGCUGUUGUGGAGUGAACACUGUUCCCCCUCCUCCUGGGCUCCUUCAGCAAUACUUAAACACACACACACACUCACACACACACCACCCUCGCCUCCUCUGUGGUGGCAGAAGUAAUAAGCUGGCUGUUUUAACAGGUGUCCAGGAAGGAGGGAGUUGUGUGAGCUUCUAUUUAGUGCACUUCCAGGACUUCCUGUUGCCACUGUCUGCCUCCAGCAUGUACACUAUGCCCCCUGGAACUCCCCCCGGUGUCACCUGGGAUACACUUGAUGCACCAUUGCCUUGAUGUUUUUUUUGUUUUUUUUUUUGUUACUCUCCCAAUUAUAAGUGGCAUGAUUCAUUUUGUAUAUGAGCUUUGAUUUAAGGAAACAGGGUGGAUGAUUUUUUUUUUUUUUUUUUUUUUUUUGUAUUCCUGAACAGAUAUAACUAUUUUCAAACUUCAAUGAAUUUAUUGAAUUUCAAAUGCGUGGCCAUAUUUGACCCUUUCCCAUCCUUAUCGAUAUAUCAACUUGCACCUUGUGGAGGAUUUUUUUUUGUUCUGAGUGAAGAUUGUUUUGUUUUAGCUGUGAAAUUGAAACAGUGAUAGGAAAUGCAGUUUUUCAGUGGUAAUGCGUAUAUAACGAUUUCAGAAAUACACCCGUGCUGUUACUGCUCUUCCUGCACACUGUACAACGUAGCAUAUCGUGCAUCGUAGGUUCAUGUCGAGUUUUAUGUUCCAACCAUAGAACGCUUUGCUUUUUUUAUAUAUAUAUAUGGAAAGUGAUCACAUAUCUCCUGCAUGUACACGAAGACGAUGUAAGCCACUUUCUUUUUCUCUUCCAGAGUGAAGCUUAUACAUAUAUAGUGCUCAGGUAGCAACGUUCAACCCAACCGCUAAACAGGACUGUUAGUCAUGUAAAUCAAAUCAUAGUUUAUAUUUGUACAGUCCCAUUCACAGAGACUUGUAUUUUCUUGGUAAAUAAACAUACAGCUGAAGACUAACGUAUGCAUCAAGCCCAUGGAAUGGUGCUUCUGAUAAUUGUACUUGAAAAGAGGAAAGUCUGAUUCCAGACUUUUUUUUGGGAUGAUCAAUUUCUCUGAUUUAGCUUUUUCACUUAGUAGGAAUCGCAGUCAGACAACAGAAACCACAGUAAAGCUUGUUUUUUUUUUAUUGUUUACUUGAAAAUACAACUAAUAUAAAACCUUAUAAGCUAUGAAAAUCCUAUGUGCACCGCUCUUUACCGUGCUUGAAAAGCAAAUUAAAAUCUAUGUUGCUACAU
Molecule: messenger RNA, 2735 nt
Organism: Salarias fasciatus (jewelled blenny)
Lineage: Eukaryota; Metazoa; Chordata; Actinopteri; Blenniiformes; Blenniidae
Gene: tasp1
Product: taspase, threonine aspartase, 1
Exons: 14
Coding region: 222-1493 (423 amino acids)
Biological process (GO): protein maturation
Cellular component (GO): cytoplasm
Molecular function (GO): threonine-type endopeptidase activity
Source: RefSeq, a predicted model, not a curated record